GAGCUGACAGACACACCGAGUCCUGCUGCAAUCUCAGGUUUGACCUCAUAACGCCUGCCGAAGUCAGGGGCCACAGAGGCAUAUUGAAUAAAGUCACGUCGUCACUUCACGGGACAUCGGGGACAUACACAGACUGACGAUGGCUGAAGCCCAGCUGCUUAUAUCACAGGACGAGUUCAUCUGCUUGGUGUGUCUGGACACCCUGACUGAUCCCGUCACCAUCCCCUGUGGUCACAAUUUCUGCUUGAAGUGCCUCACCGACUACUGGGAUCAGAGCCAAGAGUACAGCUGUGCUCACUGCAGGAACACCUUGAUGCAGAGGCCUGAACUGAAGAGAAACACUCUGCUAAAUGAAGUCAUCAAGAAACUAAAGAAGACGACAAUCAGUCUUCCAUCUCAGAAUUAUGCCGGCCCUGGAGACGUGGAGUGUGACUUCUGUACUAGGAAGAAGUUCAGAGCAGAGAAGUCCUGUCUAACCUGCAUGGCCUCCUACUGUCAGACUCACCUGCAGCCUCACUAUGAAGGAGACGCCUGGAAGGGACAUAAGCUGGUUGAUCCUGAUAGAAAUCUGAAGGAGAAACUCUGUGAGAAACAUCAGAAAAGUUUGGAGAUGUUUUGUAAAACUGAUGAGAUGUGUAUCUGCUUGAUGUGUGGAAUGACCGAACAUGAAGGUCAUGAAAAGGUCGAGCUGGAAACGGAAAGAGAAGAAAAUGAGAAACAGCUGGGGGUGUCACUGAGUGACAUCAAGAGGAGACUUGAGGAGAGAGAGAAGACACUGAAGGAGAUGAGGAGGGCGAUGAAGGACAUGAAGAUAUCUGUGGAAAAAGAGAUGGGAGAAAACAAGAAGAGCUUCACUGCUCUGAUACGGUGCAUUGUGGAAGCCAACAGGAAACUGACUCAGAGGAUCAGAGAACAAGAAAAGAGAGAAAUUGAGAAAGCUGAAGAAGUCAUGAAGCAACUGGAGAAGGAGAUUGAGGAGCUGAAGAGGAGAGAAGCUGAGCUGAAGGAGCUUUCAGAGACCAAGGACCAUCUCCACUUCCUACAGACUUUCUCGUCUCGCUCUGUCCUUCCUGCUGAUGGAGACUUGCUGAGCUUCACUGUUACUGCUGAUUUCUCAUUUGAGGACCUGAGAAAGGAGCUGUCAGAUCUGACAAAGAGUCUGGAGUGGAUCAGCCAGGGGGAUAUCAUGACAUGGACUCCAUCAGCUCAUGAAGCUCCAGUUUUCACCCUCCAGCCUCCUGAACCUCAGAGCAGAGACGACUUUUUAAAAUACUUCUGUCCCCUCACACUAGACAUCAACACGGCACACAGACGACUCCAUCUGUAUGAAGGGGACAAGAAGGUGACACGUGAGAGGACAGAAGCUGAAUAUCCUGGUCAUCCUGACAGAUUUGAUUACUGGCCUCAAGUUCUGUGCAGAGAGGCUCUUACUGGGACUCGCUGUUACUGGGAGGUGGAGGUCAGUGGAGGUGAACUGGUGAUUGGAGUCGCAUAUAAAGGACUGGGCAGGAAAGGAAAGGGCAAGGAGUGCAGCCUUGGAAACAACGACAAGUCCUGGAGUUUGGUGUGGUCUCUUUCUCAGUACUUUGUGUGUCACAAUAAUAAGAGGACUGUAAUCAGUGCCCCCUACAGCCCCAGAAUAGGUGUGUAUCUGGACUGGCCUGCUGGCUCUCUGUCAUUUUAUAGCGUCUCGCACACAAUGACCCUCCUGCACAGGUUCAACACCUCCUUCACUGAGCCCCUCUAUCCAGGGCUUUAUCUUGGUCUUCACUCCAGUGUAAAAAUCAGUCAUCUAACACCACGUGACCACUGACAAGUACCCUCCACCGGUCACAUGAUAUCCCCACAUAUUGGGUCUGACUAGCCAAUCAGGUGUGUGUGUCAUAAUGAGGGGCGGUGACACCUCAGACCCACAAAUACCAGUCUGACCAGCAGAGGUCACUGUUGAUUCACAGGCACAUGUCCUGCAGGCUGACACCCUAACAAUUGCUGUGUCCUCUGAGUGUCACUGAAUGUCACCUCUUAGUCAGUCUAUAUAGCGCCUUUCAGUAGUGCUGCUCCAGCAGGACCACAUGCCUGUCUCAGUAUCCAGAGCCUCAUUCCAGUGACUAUUUAGGAGCAUAGAGUGACAGAAGUGACAGGAGUGCUGGCCUCUGAACAGACAUUGUCUGCCACUCUAUUAGUUACUCAGGUGGUCUGUCACCUCUGAAUGAAUUCACUUUGAAUGUCUAAAGACGAGGACUCACCACUCAGUCACAUGUCGGCCAUACUGAUGAGAGUUUGGUGUUUACUGAGUCACUUGGUGUCACCUUAGAUAUUAAACUGCACCUCCUCCUUGUUCUUUCCACUGUCACCCAACCUCAAGGAGACGAGUCAGCUGAUUGACUUCACCAUCACUGUCGGUGUUCAAAGUGACAAUCAGAUGUGACACCUGGGGACAAUUUUAUCUUUCCACUCACUCACACAUUCCCAGGAUUAAUUUACAAUUCCUUCAGGACCCCUCAAGGAGCGGCGUGUCACCUGAUAUCAGUCUGUGUGAAGAAGCCAAUGAAGGCCCAGGCUGACAGCCCCAACCCCAUGGUGUAUUACAGGCCUCACCAGCAGAUGGCGACUAUGACUUCUAAAUCUGUCAUUUCAUGGAGGCUGAGUGGUUAAAAGGAAAAGCAGAAGGUGAAAAAAGAGUGAGGGGUGGGGAUGAUAGAGAAGAGUGUCAGGGUGAUAAAGGGUAAGAUGAGUGACCUGAGACAGACUGAGUCAGACGAGUGUGUCAUUUGUGGGUUUGUUUUGUUGUCACUUAAAUAAAUAAAGAGCUGAGUUUUGUUCCUCCCGGUU
This is a messenger RNA of Polypterus senegalus (gray bichir), 2832 nucleotides long. Its product is annotated as tripartite motif-containing protein 16-like. The record is from RefSeq and is a predicted model, not a curated record. NCBI's taxonomy places the organism in Eukaryota, Metazoa, Chordata, Cladistia, Polypteriformes, Polypteridae. The transcript has 7 exons. The coding region runs from base 140 to 1813 and encodes 557 amino acids. Gene Ontology annotation, molecular function: zinc ion binding; protein binding.